AUGAAAAUUUUCCUUCAUACAAGGCCAAUUUACCAGAGGCAAAAUAAACAAAAAUUAAAAAAAGAAAAGAAAGAAACAUUUCUACUGCAUUUUCUUCCCACUCUGCAGGAGCCUCUCCUUGUAAGUCCUCCGUGCCUCCAUCUUCAUCAUAUGGGCCAGAAAAUCGGCCCACGAAUCAAUGGGCCCAGGAAGGCACCAAUGAACGCAGUCAUUAUACAGAGUCACAUUCUCAUUGGGCCAGUGCCCGUACCUGCUCGGAUGCCCAUCGGGCCUCAGCAGCAUGGCCUGCGUGGUGUCCAUCAGCCUCAACUUCUUCCUCCCUAUCCUCACCGCCGCCCUAAACUCCUCCAGCUGGACCAUGUAAAAUUCCAAAUUCGCCCCUUCCAAAACCGCUUCCUUUCCCCCAAACGGCCGCCGCCGCACGCAGUCGCCGCCCUCGUUCCACAGCCCGUUCUCGAAGUGCGACGGAGCGAACGUCCGGAGGAUCGCGACGCCGUCGAAGCCCUGCCGCCCGUCGGCGAGGUUGGGGAUCUGACAGUAGCGGCAGCCGACGGCGCGGCGGCGCUCGUAGUAGACGGCGGUGCGGGUGAACCAGUGACCGGCGCUGAGGAUGAGGUAGUCGAAGCCGUCGAUCUGGGUGGACCACGACUCGUCUGGUUCGUCGAGGCCGGUGUGGGUCGGGCCGUCCGAGUCGCGCUCCCUGGACCGGACCAGGAAUGGGGACGUGAAGUAUGCGAGAGUAAAGUUGUAAUUUUCGUAUCGCCAGCGCUUGAAGUGCUCGUCGGUGGUUGGGGAGACGUCGAUUGGGUACUCAACCUUUGGAUAGGACGAAUCCCCCACAAAAGCCAUGGACUUAUCUCGGACCAUAUCCAGGAACUGAAACGGGUUGAAAACGGGCAAUUCACACCUGUUGGGCUUCCAUUUCCACUUCAAGAAAUCCGAAUCGGGCCGCCCGUAUUUCAUGCAGUUUUGGUGCUCGUGUAUGGCCCAACACGUCUCGUUAGUGUAGUAAGGGGCUUUCGGGUUCGGCACCCAUUCGCCUGUGAAAAUGUCGCAUUUUUCGAUAUUGUCCGAGAUUUUGAUGUCGUGGUACGAAGGCCCGAUUAA
Striga asiatica is the source of this 1107-nucleotide messenger RNA. The record is from the annotation of a GenBank genome assembly. NCBI's taxonomy places the organism in Eukaryota, Viridiplantae, Streptophyta, Magnoliopsida, Lamiales, Orobanchaceae.